AUACGUUGGAGCGUUGCACAUUAAAUAUGCAGCAAUAUUGGUUAUAUCGUAAUAACAACUAACAUGCCAAUCAAAGCUAACGCUUGGGCGUCAUAUAUACCGGGCUUCACGAAGACAAACAUUUAUUCCUGCAGUAUAAUCCCAAAGGAGCGAAGCUCUUACUAAACGCAGCAAUGUUUUCGAUUGUAUCCACAUUCAUUUUCAUCUCCAUCGGCUUUAAAGCAACACUAGCACUAGCGGCAAAGAAUGGCUAUGUUGUUGCUGAUAUCAUUGAAAAACCUCCACCUUGUAAAGAUGCCUCGAAGAUUAUUCGCAGAGGUGAUACGUGCGCUGGAAUUGUAACCUACAAGAUGGCAGAUUUCAGCGGGAUUCCGAACGCACCCGAUGUAUCGUCUAUCCGUGCCAUUAUUCCAACCAUAGACAAUACUUUAAAGAUGGUGGGCGCUAAUGCAACGUGUAGGAACGUCUACAAGAAGUAUUUUUGCCAACUGGGCUAUCCCUUCCAUUGCGACGAGAAAACUAUCCAAGCUAACGUUGACGAACUCACAGCUAGUUGUAAGGGAGUAGGAAAGCAAUGCUCUGCUCGCUUGCAUCAAAACUGCGCUACCGUCAUUGAUAAUCCGGCCUUCAAGCGACGAUAUUCUCGCAAGGGAACCUGCGUCCCAUUUCCAGAACUGAAAAAUGAUUCCUACCCAUGCGAGAGAAACUAUAAGGUGUUUGCUUUAGACGCGACAUCUGUGCAAAAGGCAGCAGACAUGAUCGUGGCUCAAUACAAAAUUGUGAAGAACGCCAAUCUUUCUGAUGCUGAGUGUGAAACAAAAGUUGCCGACGCCGUGUGUAAAUCUGCAUUUCUCGCUUGCUCUCACGACCGUACGAAAAUUAUAGCUUUUCUGAGCAAACAAGAAUGCUACAAGAUUGUAGGAUGCGUAAACAAAACCAACGAUGCCAACUUGAUACAGAAAGCCCAGGACAUGUGUUCUGGACUUCCAGACGGCACGAAGGCAAAAACAUAUUCCCUUGAUAAUGUCUACAACAAAGCCAACAACAAAGCAACAAGCCUCGACUUUCCGUUCACCGCCAUUUUAUUCCUUGCUACCUUCAUCGCUCAACGUUUCUUCUAAGCUAAUAUACAAGAAAAAUUUGUAAACUAGGAAAAAACUAGAAAUAAUUUAGGAAUAAACUAGGAAUAAUCUUGAAAUGAACAAGGAAUAAACUUGGUAUAUACAAGGAAUAAUCUGGGAAUAGUCUAUAUAUAGGAAUAAUCUGGAAAUAAACUAGGAAUAACGUGGGGAUAAUCUAGUUAAGUUGACUUCGUAAACAUAUACUAUUAAAACAUGUUUUGAGUCUAAUUUGUCGAUU
This is a messenger RNA of Dendronephthya gigantea, 1359 nucleotides long. RefSeq lists its product as uncharacterized. The record is from RefSeq and is a predicted model, not a curated record. NCBI's taxonomy places the organism in Eukaryota, Metazoa, Cnidaria, Anthozoa, Malacalcyonacea, Nephtheidae. The coding region runs from base 174 to 1121 and encodes 315 amino acids. The transcript has 3 exons.